Messenger RNA from Paramecium tetraurelia, 405 nucleotides. RefSeq lists its product as uncharacterized. The record is from RefSeq and is a predicted model, not a curated record. The transcript has 3 exons. NCBI's taxonomy places the organism in Eukaryota, Ciliophora, Oligohymenophorea, Peniculida, Parameciidae.
AUGCUAAGAAUAUUUGGUAAAUAUAGAUUCUCAAAUCAAAAUUUUAUUAAUUACUUGGAGUUCGAAAUAAAAAAGUAAUUCUACAUUCUGGCCAAACAGCACCAUCCUGAUUCUCACAAUGCAAAGGAGAGUGACCAAGAAUUGUUUAAAACAAUCGUAGCAGCAUAUAAUACAUUAACAGAUGAGAACGAGAGAAAGAAAUAAAAUAGGAUUUUGAACAAAUAACAACAAUAACCAUAGAGGAAACAGUAGAAUUAAGAAACUAGAACCCAAUAACCUCAACAAUAGAGACAGUAUCAAUAGAGAUCUAUUAAUCCAGAUGCUUAGUUUUACUAUGAUUUUCGAAUGAAGACUUAGGACUUCGAGGAGAAGGACUUUCAUAGACAAAGACACAAAUUUAUUUGA